AUGGACAAAAAUGACGGCGAAGUGGUUUACGAAGGCUUCUGUGUGGAUUUGCUUGACAGACUAGCAUCAUCCUUACAUAUUUCAUAUGAAAUCUCCAUUGUAAAGGAUGGCAAGUACGGCGAGCCAGUCUCCAAUAACUCCAGCGAAUGGGAUGGUAUGAUCGGAGAAAUCUUGCGAGGGGAAGCAGAUAUGGCAGUGGGACCGAUUACUGUAACAGCAAGGCGACUGGAAGUCGUUGAUUUUACGGAUCCAUUUUUACAGCUGGGUAUCUCCAUGUUGAUGCGUCAACCCAAUCAAAAGACAUCGUCAACAUUGACUAGUUUUCUAUGGCCGCUGUCGGCCAGUUACGCGUUGCUUUUCUUUACGUUUGGACCUUCUCAGCCACUGCAACAUUCGCAACAGCAAUGCUUCUUACCUCUGCUCAACUCUUUGUGGUAUCUAGUAUGCAUUCUUCUGAGAGCUGGCUCUGGUUACAAUUGUCAGUCAGCAGCUGCAAGGUUUCUUUCUGCAAUUUGGUGGAUGUUCACACUCGUCCUGUUCGCUCAGUACACCGCCAAUUUUGCAGCUGUGCUUACUGUCGACAGAAAAAGCAUGCCAUUCAAUAGCUUUGAAGAGCUUGGCAAUCAGUCAGACUACAAGUUCGGAGCAAUUCUGGGUGGCUCUACCAUGCAAUUCUUCAAGUACUCCCGAAUUGAGACGUUCCGCAGAUUGUGGGAGUCGAUGCAGAAUCAAACUCCGACAGCGUUCGUGGACAAAAACGAAAGCGGUGUUCGCAGGGCACUCAAAGAAAAAUAUGUUUUCCUAAUGGAAUCUGCCACACUGGACUAUCAGGUAACCCAGAACUGUAAUCUUACGCGAGUUGGUAACGUUGUCCUUGGAUCCAACGGUUACAGCAUCGCACUGCCAAAAGGAUCAAAGUGGAGAGAGAAGCUAACUAGACAAAUUUUGGAUCUGAAUGAAAAAGGUAUAAUUAUGAUGAUGAAGGAGACAUGGUGGAAGAAGAAUCAGCAACAAUGUGAAACGGAAACGGUUGAAGACCGACGAGCGCUUGGAGUAGAUCACGUCAAGGGACUUUUCGUUCUUCUCGCGUUAGGUCUUGGCAUCUCAUUAAUCAUAUCAGUAUCGGAGACGUUUAUGUUUACUAUGGUUAUGAGAGACAAACAAUAAAUUCCAUCUGAG
Molecule: messenger RNA, 1179 nt
Organism: Cylicocyclus nassatus
Lineage: Eukaryota; Metazoa; Nematoda; Chromadorea; Rhabditida; Strongylidae
Source: the annotation of a GenBank genome assembly